CAGGGGUGGGAGACGAUGAACCGGGAUCAGAGUCUGUGCCAAAGGACAGACUUUGUUCCUAGUGCACAGAACACCCUCUCUUCAUUACAGGAAAAAGAGAAAAUGCUGGCAGCCUAUUUUGAUUGCCCAGGAGGCCCAGAAAAUCUCUAUGUGAAAGAAGUGAUGAAACCACAUCCAGGAGAAGGAGAAGUACUUUUGAAGGUCUCUGCCAGCGCUCUGAAUAGGGCUGAUUUGCUCCAGAGGAGAGGGAGGUACCCUCCCCCCAAAGGAGCAAGUGAUAUUUUAGGCUUAGAAGCAGCUGGGAGAGUGGCUGAGUUUGGACCUGGCUGCAAGGGUCGGUGGAAGAUUGGCGAUGCAGUGAUGGCUCUGCUCUCUGGAGGUGGCCAGGCAGAAUAUGUUACAGUACCCAAAGGCCACCUGAUGCCAGUUCCCAGUGAUAUGACCUUUAUCCAGGCUGCAGCCAUUCCUGAAGCUUGGUUAACAGCCUUUCAGCUGUUGCAUUUUGUAGGUAAAGUUCAGAAGGGUGAGAGAGUGCUGAUCCAUGCUGGAGCCAGUGGAGUUGGUAUGGCAGCGAUUCAGCUUUCAAAACUGGCAAAAGCUAUUCCCAUUGUGACAGCAGGAACUCAAGAGAAACUGAAAGCAACAGCAAAUGCCGGAGCAGCUGCAGGGUUUAACUACAAGAAUGAAGAUUUUAGUGAAAAGGUCCUGGAGUUCACUCAGGGUUCUGGAGUAGAUAUCAUUUUAGAUUGUGUUGGUGGCUCAUACUGGGAGAAGAAUCUGAAAUGUCUGAGUACUGACGGCCGGUGGAUUAUCUAUGGACUACUGAGUGGAGGUGAAGUACACGGAGAUUUGCUUGCAAGGCUGCUUUCCAAAAGAGCAAGCAUCCAUACAAGUCUGUUACGAUCACGAGACAAGGAGUAUAAGGAAAGGCUAGUGAAAGCCUUCACAGAAGACGUGCUGCCAUAUUUCUCUGGAGGAAGCUCCCCUCAUCUCCAACCAGCUGUUGACAGCAUUUACCCUCUACAUGAGAUUGCAGAGGCUCACAGGAGCAUGGAGGAAAACAAGAAUAUUGGCAAAAUUGUCAUUGAAAUGCCUGCUUCCUCUUAAAGAAAGGCUAACUGCCGUAAUUGUUUCAGGGACACAUUCAUUAUGGGUGUUAGACAAGUGCAGAAUCUGCCAUUUCUGCUUCCAAAUCUGGAAUAAUUUAUUGUGGGAGGAUGCCAAAUGGGAAGUGUAAAGCAAAGCCUCACAGGAUGUGCUUAAUAAAAAG
Molecule: messenger RNA, 1270 nt
Organism: Dryobates pubescens (Downy woodpecker)
Lineage: Eukaryota; Metazoa; Chordata; Aves; Piciformes; Picidae
Gene: TP53I3
Product: tumor protein p53 inducible protein 3
Exons: 6
Coding region: 16-1107 (363 amino acids)
Molecular function (GO): NADPH binding; quinone binding; quinone reductase (NADPH) activity
Source: RefSeq, a predicted model, not a curated record